CCUUUCUUCUGUGCAUUUUGUCUGAAGCAUAAUCGGUCUUGAACUUGUAGUCGUUCGGCGCCCCCCCUCUUUUUUGCCCUCUUUUUGUUCUAUACACCCUGUACACUGCCACGACCACUGCCACAAUUCCCCGUCUAACCCUAGCACUUGGAUCAUUUUCCCAACCCCCCCCCUCCAUCGUUCCUCAAGUUUUGCUUCAGCCCCCUCUGCUUUUUUCUUAUCCUCUAUCUAUCCAUCGUACUGCUUGGCUGGUGACCUCUCUCUCCCUCUCUCUCUCCACCACACUUAACCUUCCCAGUCUAACCCGUCUUAUUUCCUCCACGUCCUCUUCAUUGGUCAAACAUUAUCCUGCUAUUUGCCCACCUUUCUUCCCUCUUCAUUCUUCCUGCUUUCUCUCCCUCUCUCUUUCGUGCAUUCUUGGCGCUCGCCGUUUCUUCUCAACUCGCCCCGUUCGGACCUGCCGCCCACUCCUCCCACACCCCUCCCCCCUCCCCUCCGAAGCUACUCCACCACCGACCUACACCUCGCCCAAAACGGAUUCUCUUUCUCUUCUACAAUAGCACAUCCCACACCCUCCCAGAGAUGUCACAGAAUCGACCUGGGUUGUUCCCCAGUUUGCGCAUGGGUGAGGUCAUCCGCGAAAAGGUCCAAGAUGGCCUGACCGGCGAGCACAAGGAGAUCUCCUACACCCAGUGCAAGAUCGUCGGCAAUGGAUCCUUCGGUGUCGUGUUUCAGACCAAGAUGGCCCCCAGCGGCGAGGACGCUGCCAUCAAGAGAGUCUUGCAAGACAAGCGGUUCAAGAAUCGUGAGCUUCAGAUUAUGCGGAUCGUGCGCCAUCCCAACAUCGUUGAACUGAAGGCGUUCUACUACUCUAACGGCGACAGGAAAGAUGAAGUCUACCUCAAUCUUGUGCUCGAAUACGUUCCCGAGACCGUGUACCGCGCAUCGCGGUACUUCAAUAAGUUGAAGACGACAAUGCCCAUGCUGGAGGUCAAGCUCUACAUCUACCAACUCUUCCGGUCGCUGGCAUACAUUCACUCACAAGGUAUCUGCCAUCGUGACAUUAAGCCCCAAAAUCUGCUCCUGGAUCCCAAUACUGGUAUCCUGAAGCUGUGCGAUUUCGGAUCCGCCAAGAUUCUCAUCGAAAACGAGCCCAAUGUCUCCUACAUCUGCUCUCGCUACUACCGAGCGCCAGAGUUGAUCUUCGGUGCCACCAACUACACAACGAAGAUUGAUGUUUGGUCGACUGGUUGUGUGAUGGCUGAACUGAUGCUGGGUCAACCGCUAUUCCCCGGUGAAUCUGGUAUUGAUCAGCUGGUGGAAAUCAUCAAGGUGCUCGGCACUCCGACUCGUGAGCAGAUUCGCACCAUGAACCCCAAUUACAUGGAGCACAAGUUCCCUCAAAUCAAACCUCAUCCCUUCAAUAAGGUUUUCCGCAAGGCACCCCCAGAGGCCAUUGACCUCAUCUCGGCGCUCUUGGAAUACACUCCUACCCAACGGUUGUCCGCCAUCGAAGCCAUGUGCCAUCCCUUCUUCGACGAACUGCGGGAUCCGGCUACCCGGUUACCAGAUUCGCGACACCACAACAACCCGCCCAAGGAUAUGCCCGCCCUCUUCAACUUCACACGACAUGAACUCUCGAUCGCCCCCGAGCUGAACGCCCAGAUCGUUCCCCCUCACGCUCGUCCUGCUCUGGAAGCACAAGGUCUCGACAUUAACAACUUCAAGCCUCUACCGAAAGAGGAGAUGAUGGCCCACCUCGACUGAGUCGAUUGAUACCACCUCCGCGAAGGGACACGUCUGUUUGUUAAUGCGUUCCGCACCAGUGCGAGGGGCCCCCAAUUGCCUAUUGCCAAGUCUGUACACCUUUUGGGACUUGGCGGGAGCAGCCCUGGUGAGGAACUGCAAGUCUUUGUCCAGUUGAGGAAGUGAACUUUUGGAAAGAAUGUGGAAAGAAGAGGCAAAUGAGUGAAAGUGACGGGAAGGGGCGACAUGGAAAUGAGGUUUCGACGAGGGAGGGACCUGGACGUGCAAACGCAGAAUAUGGAACAUUUUUUGUUUCUUCUUCAUGCCUUUCUCCUUCAUGGCCAGAAAAUUGGGCAAAAAGAUCAUUCGCAUUUUUACAAAUGGAGGGGUGUCGGUAACCGGGGGGGAGAGCCUGAUGAUUGUCACGUCAACGGUGGGGAGGUCCAUGGACUUGGAGUUUUGAUUUUGGAGGUGUCUGCGACAUGCUCUUGGGAGGAAAAAGUGAUACCCUUUCUGUGCAAGUCUGGCCCGUCGGGGAUUUGAAGACUGCAUAGCUCCGCCGGUCGAGGGAGAGGCAAUGGGAUUCUGUGGAUCUGGAUCUUGGAUAUUCGGGAGAGCUUUGUGGCUUAUGGGGGCUGCCCUGCCCCGAUGAUGCGCUCUUUCUCCUGAUAUUCCCGGGACAUACGAAUGGGAUGCAUUCUGGACGCCCUUGAAGGCUUUUUAUUCGAUUUCGUCCCCUUCUUGUCUCCCCGGCCUAUUUUUUUUUUUUUGUUUCCGUUUUAUCCUCUCGAUCUCGAUCUUCAAAUGUUUCCCGCGUUGGGGCUACCGCUGGCUUGGUUGGGCCUGUUCGGAUUGGAUCUGAUAUAACUUAUAUCUGAUCUUUUGAUAUCCGGUAUAGUCUCGAUUCGAACAUCGGUCUAACCUUUCCCUCGUUUCCCUUGUGAAACUGGAAAUUGGAGAUCAUAUUUCCCUUCCCCUUGCCCCCUUCGACCUGCAGCGCUAGAAUCCUGUUCUUUUCUUCCCCCUUUGCGUCUCCCGAUGUUGGCUUCUUUCUUUCUCUCUCUUUAGUCCCCUACUUUUUUACUCUACC
Messenger RNA from Penicillium brasilianum, 2836 nucleotides. NCBI's taxonomy places the organism in Eukaryota, Fungi, Ascomycota, Eurotiomycetes, Eurotiales, Aspergillaceae. The record is from the annotation of a GenBank genome assembly.